Molecule: messenger RNA, 1614 nt
Organism: Fusarium sp. VM40
Lineage: Eukaryota; Fungi; Ascomycota; Sordariomycetes; Hypocreales; Nectriaceae
Source: the annotation of a GenBank genome assembly
AUGUCUCACAAGGAGAUGAAGGACGAGACCACCGUCACGGUGCCUCACGAUGAGGAGGUCGGCUCGACUCACGGCGAGGGCCAGCUCAAGCGCAACCUGAAGAACCGACACAUGCAGAUGAUUGCCAUUGGAGGUGCUAUCGGUGCUGGUCUGUUUGUCGGUUCUGGUGGUGCCCUCCACAAGGGUGGUCCCGCUGCGCUGGUAAUUGCUAACAAGUCUACAGGAUAUCUCAUUAUCGGAAUCAUGUUGCUGUGCACCAACUUGGCGCUCGCCGAGAUGGCCGUUCUAUACCCCGUCAACGGAGCCUUCUACACCUACAUCGUCCGCUUCGUCGAUCCCUCAUGGGGCUUCGCCUGUGGUUGGGAAUACGCCCUGUCUUGGCUCACGGUUCUUCCCUUUGAGCUGAUCGCUGCGUCCAAGACAAUCGAGUUCUGGCGCGACGAUAUCCACAUGGCUGUCUGGGUUACUGUCUUCCUUGUCGCCCUCACCAUCGUUCAGAUCUUUGGUGUUCGUGGUUACGGAGAGGUCGAAUUCGUUCUGUCUGCCAUCAAGAUCGCUGCUUGUUUGGGAUUCAUCAUUCUGGGUAUCAUCAUCAACUGCGGUGGUGUCGGCAACCAGGGAUACCUCGGAGUCAAGUACUGGCACAACCCCGGUGCCUUCACCGACUUCAAGGGUUUCUGUGCCGUCUUCGUCGUUGCUGCUUUUGCCUUUGGUGGUACUGAGAUGGUUGGUCUUGCUGCCGCUGAAACCGAUAACCCUCGCAAGUCUGUUCCCACUGCUUCCAAGCAGGUCUUCUGGCGUAUCGCUCUCUUCUACAUCGUCAACCUCUUCAUCCUCGGAACCAUUCUUCCUUAUGACGAUGAGCGUCUGCUUGGUGCGUCUGGUGCCAACACCAAGGCUUCACCUUUCGUUCUUGCCAUUCAGGAUGCCGGCAUCAAGGUCCUGCCCUCCAUCUUCAACGCCGUCAUCACCAUCUCGGUCUUGUCUGUCGCAAACACCUGUACCUUCGGAUCUACCCGUACCAUGCAGGCUAUGGCCAUGCGUGGCCAUGCCCCUAAGUUCCUGAACUACAUCGACAACAAGGGACGUCCCAUCUACUGUGUUAUCAUUCAGCUCGCUUUCGGUCUUUUGGCCUACAUCGGAGAGUCCCCCAAGGGCGGCACCAUUUUCGACUGGCUUCUUGCUCUUUCUGGUCUCGCCUUCCUCUUCGUCUGGGGCACUAUCUGCCUCGCUCACGCACGCAUGCGCUCUGGUUUCAAGGCUCAAGGAAUCAACAUGGACUUGGUUCCUUUCAAGACCCCCUUUGGUGUCUGGGGUAGCUACCUCGGUAUCUUCCUCAACGCCGUCGCUCUUCUUGCCACCUUCUACUCUUCUCUCUACGCUGCUGAUGGCUCCCCUCCUAACGCCGAGUCCUUCUUCAUGUCUUUCCUCGCUGGUCCCAUCAUUCUUGUUCUGUACCUUGGUUACAAGGUGUACUCUCGCGAUUGGAAGCUGUACGUCCGCGCUAUUGAUAUGGAUCUCCAGACUGGCAUCUCCCUGCUGGAUGAGCCUAUCCCUGAGGUCCCCAAGACCUGGGCCUCUCUGCCUAGACGCAUCCUCUCGGCUGUUAUCUAG